This is a messenger RNA of Myotis brandtii (Brandt's bat), 677 nucleotides long. It is a transcript of the gene SAP30, whose product is annotated as Sin3A-associated protein, 30kDa. NCBI's taxonomy places the organism in Eukaryota, Metazoa, Chordata, Mammalia, Chiroptera, Vespertilionidae. Gene Ontology annotation, biological process: regulation of DNA-templated transcription. The annotation marks the transcript as partial. Gene Ontology annotation, molecular function: transcription coregulator activity; protein binding. The record is from RefSeq and is a predicted model, not a curated record. Gene Ontology annotation, cellular component: histone deacetylase complex. The transcript is spliced from 4 exons.
UGGCUGGGGGAGGACGGAGAGCGGUGCGGCCGGGCGGCAGGCAACGCCAGCUUCAGCAAGAGGAUCCAGAAGAGCAUCUCGCAGAAGAAGGUGAAGAUCGAGCUGGAUAAGAGCGUAAGGCAUCUUUACAUUUGUGAUUAUCAUAAAAAUUUAAUUCAGAGUGUUCGUAACAGAAGAAAGAGAAAAGGGAGUGAUGAUGAUGGAGGAGAUUCACCAGUUCAAGAUAUUGAUACGCCAGAGGUUGAUUUAUACCAAUUGCAAGUAAAUACACUUAGGAGAUACAAAAGACACUUCAAACUACCAACCAGACCAGGACUUAAUAAAGCACAACUUGUUGAGAUAGUUGGUUGCCACUUUAGGUCUAUUCCAGUGAAUGAAAAAGACACCUUAACAUAUUUCAUCUAUUCAGUGAAGAAUGACAAGAACAAAUCAGAUGUCAAGGUCGAUAGUGGUAUUCACUAGGAGAGAUGGAAUUGAGACUGAGACUUGGAUAUGCAGAUGUUAAGACUGUUUACUGUUUUUCACAUGUAGAAAUAAAUGUUCCUGUGUAUUUUUUCUACAGAGGAUUUUCUCUGGUUUUAUUUUCUUUGUUUCUGACUCUAAUAAUUAGUUGGAAACUCAUGUAAAGAAGCUUUCCUAGAUUAACAAGUAUUUUAAAUAAAAGUAUUACUAUUAUA